AUGUCUGUCAACGUUCCCACCGAUUCAAAACAGAAGGAGAAGGAUAUCAACGCGAAGCUCCAAUUCUUUGGUAUCUAUCAUGCCUUCAAGAACAGCAAGCUCCCAUCCAACAAGCAAUGCGAUAUCGCUUUGAACAGCGCCUUGAGCUCCAAGGCCCUCUCCUCUCCCCCCAAGGAGCUCUCUGCCGAUGGAAAGACCCUCGUGGGCGACUUACGAAAUGUUAUUGAACAAGCCAAGAUUAUGCUCUUAGUAAAGAACGAGGGUGAAUUGAUCCAGGAUUUCAUCUGGCAAGCGCAGAAGAUUACCGCCGGCGAUGCUCAGAAGCCCAACCUUCCCAUCAACAAGGAGACUGGACAGCAAGAUGCGACCAAGGCCGCCGAGGGUCUGAAGACUCUGGGCACACUCAUGGUCACCAACGGAGAGUUCCGCAAGCUUUUGAGUGAUGCCAUGAUCUUGAUCAAGGAUAUUGGCGCCGAUGCAUCGCAGAAGGCUGCCAACAAGGUCCGCCCUUCGGAAGAGGACCUUGCCCAGAUCGAUCAUGCCGCCGAGGACAACGUGUGGCAUGAGAAGCCCAACAUUUCCAAGGAGGACAUGAAGUCCAAGUUCAAGAAGAACAAAGCUGACAAGGAAAGCGUUGCUUCUGCUUCCAUCGCCGAGAACGACUCUACCCUGUCAUCCAAGAGCAAGACCAAGGAGGCAGCUGACAAGACCAAGAACUACCUCUCCGAAAAGGUGCCCAAGGAGCGCCGUGACCAGACAAUUUGGCGUUUGAAGAAGAUGAUCAUCGAGAUUCAAGGUCACGCUGAUUACCAGCAGGCCGUUGAGACUCUGUUGACUAUGGCUGAGCAAUACGCUGGCCACACCAAGGAUGUUUCCCAGCAGGGCGGCACCGCAGCCCGUGGCGUCCUCAAGACUGACAGUGUCCAGGCUGUCCAGUCCAACCUGCGCACUCUUAUUGAGCGCUUUGCCAACAACACCUCCCUCGACAGCUUCUUCAACUCACUGAACACCGUGUACCACGAUGCCGAGAAGGACCCAGAGCUGAGGAACUGGUUCAAGAACAUCGACAACCUCAUUCGCAAAUCUUUGCGCGAGCAGGGCUUUAUCAUGGAGGAGGAGUGCAACCGCCAGUGGAACGAUCUCUACGAGAAGGGCCGUUACUUGUUGCGUGAGCGCUACCGCGGCCACACCGACACCAUCGUCGAAGAGACCAAGUUCCUGGCCGACCAGUUCGAGAAGGACCCCCAGAACCAGGCUCUCGCCGAGGCCUUCCAGAAGCUGUUCAAGGAUCUUGGACGUGACACCGACGGCAAGGUCACCUUCAAGAAGGACCUUGUUCGUGAUCUCCGCGAUAUUAUUGUCCCUGGUAUCUUCGAGAACGUCCGCUACGUUCCUAUCCCCCGUAUUGAGGUCUCUGACCCCAUGGUUGAUGUUGUCGUCGAGAAUCUGUGUAUUGAGAGUGACAACCUGUUGCCCAAUGUCGUUGAAUUUGGUAGCGAUAACUACUUCCGUUGGGGCCGCAAGAAGAUCAGCAACAAGCGUGACAACAAGAUCAUGAUCUCCAUGUCUGGUAUCCAGGCUGACUUGCGUGAUGUGAGCUACUACAUCAAGAAGAAGGAGGGCUUCCCCUCCAUCACCGACAAGGGUAUUAUGGACAUCUUCCUUGGUGGUGAGGGCCUCAGCGUCAAGAUCGCCGCCUCUACCGCACAGAAGAACGACAAGGAGUCCUUUGUCAAGCUUGACAAGGUCAAUGUUUCCAUCAAGAACAUGGACAUCAAGCUUAAGAAGUCCAGCCACAAGAUGUUGUUCAACACCUUCAAGCCUAUGCUUUUCCGUGUCGUUCGUCCCGCCUUGCAGAAGGUCGUUGAAGGCCAGAUCCGUGAGGCCUUCAAGAAGGGAGAUGGCUUCGCCAAGGAGAUCCACACCGAGGCCAUCCGUGCCCAGGAAGCUGCCCGUGAGGACCCCGAGAACGCUCCUACAAUCUUCGCCCGCUACAGCGAUGCCAUUCGUGCCCGUGCCCAGGCCAAGGCCAAGCAGGCCGAGGCCAUCGCCAAGCGCGAUACCAAGGUCCAAACUGUUAUGACCCUCCAUGACUCCAUCUUCCCCGAGAUCGAGCUUCCUGGAGGUAACUCCAGCAAAGCCACCGAGUACGCCGAGCUGGCAACCAAGGGUGAGCGCUGGGAGUCGCCCAUCUUCAGCCUCGGCAAUGCCUCUGAGUCAACCGGCAUCCCCUCCGCCGGCCCCAUCACCAACAAGCCCCACGGCGCCAGUACCAACGGCGCGGGAGCUGCCGGUGUUGCCGCCGCUGCAGGAACCUCUGGCGCCGCCACCGCCGCCGCCACCAAUGGCACCGACGCUUCAAAGAUCGCCGGAUAUCCAUCCCGGGGCUUCUCCGACGAGGUCGAUGAGGCUUUCGUCAACGGCAAGUCCAAUGGCAUCUCUGAGGGUGUCAAGAAUGGUACCAAUGGCGUGACUGCUGCCAACGGCGUUACUGCCACCAAUGGAACCACCGCCACUGCCCACUAA
Penicillium nucicola is the source of this 2526-nucleotide messenger RNA. RefSeq lists its product as uncharacterized. The transcript is spliced from 9 exons. Gene Ontology annotation, molecular function: lipid binding. The coding region runs from base 1 to 2526 and encodes 841 amino acids. The record is from RefSeq and is a predicted model, not a curated record. Lineage: Eukaryota; Fungi; Ascomycota; Eurotiomycetes; Eurotiales; Aspergillaceae.